Messenger RNA from Penicillium hordei, 1935 nucleotides. RefSeq lists its product as uncharacterized. The coding region runs from base 1 to 1935 and encodes 644 amino acids. The transcript has 2 exons. The record is from RefSeq and is a predicted model, not a curated record. NCBI's taxonomy places the organism in Eukaryota, Fungi, Ascomycota, Eurotiomycetes, Eurotiales, Aspergillaceae.
AUGGCUUUUGUUGCGGAUCAAUUCUUCCCCGACAUGGAUGCGACAACCCUCAAUGAAUGGGUUGACUUCGAUCAAUUCCUCGAUCUCCCUCUAGGCUACGACGACCAGUCGACCGCCACCACCGUCUCACCCCAGGACUUGGCUCUGCCUUAUGAGGCAGAUGGGAUCUUCACCUCUCCGUCUGAUUUCAUGCAAUCCCCCUUCGACAUGACUAGCUAUGAUACCCCACAAGAAGAGUUCAUGGGAAUGAAUGGAGGUUUCAUGCAAGACCCGGCUGCUCCUUUGUUCGAUGAUGCUGCAUUCUUGGGGUACAACCCAUACGACAGCAGCAACACGUUCCGGAACUUGGUUGAGGCGCAGGCCGCUGCCGACCCGCGUGUUGCUAGUAUAAAGGAGAAGCGCCGUGAGGCAGCGAUUGCGCUGCACCUGCAGCGCCUUUGCGAUGCCACUGCCCUAGACCUAGAUAUGUCCUCGGACUCCAACACCAGCUUCUCAUCACCAAGCUGGUCAGAAUACGUUCGCGGGAGCAUCUCUCCGCGUCCUAGCUCAGAGAACACAUCUGUCUCCGAGGCACCCCCUCCAGGAGGCAUGGAGAUGGUUCUCGACUUGAAUAUGAACACCGCAGCCAAUGUGCCCAAGAAACAGAAGCCUCGCUCCCAGGCACAGAAGGAGAACUACAUCAAGGCUCGGAAGUAUGGUGCUUGUGAGAAACACAAGAAGCAGCACAAGCGAUGCAACUGCCUGGAGAAGGCUGCUGCUCGUGCCGCUGCUAGCGACGUUCCAAUGAACGUCGCACUUCAAGAAAGGCCGAGGCCACCGAUGCUCCAAGUGCCAAUCCAAGAGGCACGCUACUCGGACUCGCCGGGUCACGACACAUCAUUCAACUCGUCUCAAGUGCUUCCAAUGAUCAAGGCGAUCAGGAAACCCACAAGCAGCUCAUCUGGGAUUGACCCAUCUAUGGGACUGCCUGUGGCAGUGCCAAUCACCAAGCAGAUUAUCAGGUCGAAUACUCAAAAGAGCACUCCGCCGGGACACGACAUUGUUCUCUUAUCUGGCAAGCCAGAUUCCAAGAACGUGUCAUGUCAAGACAUCGUUGUACCAUCGAGGAGAAGCGCUGCGAAGGGCCAGGCUGCAGGACACGACAUACUUCUAUCUGGCACGAACAUCGCAAACCACUCAUCCGCUGGACACGAGAUACUCUACACACAAGAGAGGAUCUCGAAGAAUGCAGCAAGUGGACAACCCCACGAUACAUGCAGUUCAGGUACACCUCGGCCGGUUCACGCAGCUGGGCUGCCAUCUGGCAGCUCGAGCUUGCGCUGGCGCGUUUCGACCUCGUCGGUUGGCGUUGUAAGUUCAGAGAGGGCCGACGUCAAGACGGCAUCCUCAGCGAACUAUCCGACUACCGACGUCUGUCACAAUCCAGGUCUGGAUGUGCACCGAACAAGGUCCACCCGGACCACAGAAGUUUCUGUGGUGCCAGGUACUACUGCUGGCAACCUUGGAAUGCGCCAUUCCACGUCGCUCGUGCGCAACUCUGGAAUCCAGGUACCCGGGCCAGAUAAUAAAGGAGUUUCAGAGAAACUUGCUAAGCAACUUGCAAUACUCUCUGGUUUGCAGUCUGUGCCAAAGGAGCUACUGGUAUCGCCGGCUCGCCGUGGGUCACCAAAUCUCGUUGGAAACGGAUUACGGGAUAACACCGAGAAUUGGCCACUGCUCAUCAGUAGAAAAAGUCUCCUUGUUGCGCCCGUUGUUGAAAGUGUUGGCCGCCUGCUUUCCAGUACUGCCUUGGCAUUUGCUGGUGCCUGGCAAUCAUCGAUGUCCAUAGCCUCCGGGCUUGAGGGCAUGGUCUGCAAAAGUCUGUCUCUCUUUGGCCGACAUAUCGUGUCUACAAAGAAAAGCUUAUAUAUGGGUGGACUCUGGCGCCUGGGCUGA